Molecule: messenger RNA, 756 nt
Organism: Bombina bombina (fire-bellied toad)
Lineage: Eukaryota; Metazoa; Chordata; Amphibia; Anura; Bombinatoridae
Product: myelin-associated glycoprotein-like
Exons: 3
Coding region: 49-756 (235 amino acids)
Source: RefSeq, a predicted model, not a curated record
UACUUAAAGUCACACAUAUUGAAGGACCACCUAUCAAAUAUUUACAAAAUGAAGCUUUGCUGUAUUAUUUUCCUGUUUGUUCUUAAAGGAUUUUUUGGAAACUCGUUUAAUGAAGAUUGUAAAAACUGGUCUUUUACAUUUGACACAUCCAUCACAGCAUUGAAUGGUUCCUGUGUGGAGAUUCCCUGCACUUUCAGUUUUCCAGAGGGUUAUAGAGAGUUUAAUUUGAUUUGGUACUUGUACCAUUUUAUCAAUUACCCACAAGUUUUUAAUAAGAAACAGCCCUCAGCAGUGAGAGCAGAUUAUACAAAACUAACAAGUCUAGUGGGAAAUAAAACAAACAGUUGCACCUUGCGGAUCAGUCAAGUGGAAAAUGAAGGAUUAUUUUAUCCAGGAAUAAAUGAAGACAUUAACUCUUGGCAUUGCAACCAGAAGAAAACUGCAUUGGUGAAAAUUAAAGAUACUCCAGAUGAGCCAUUACUAAGUGUGCCUCCGAAUCUUACAGAAGGAAUUCCAGCCCCCAUCUUCUGCACUGUAGAAUAUACAUGUCCCUCAUAUUCUCCUUUUCUACAAUGGAACAAAAUUGGCCUAAAGAAUGUACGUCAUGAAGAUCAUGAAGGAUAUUGGAAAGUUAUUUCAGAACUUUUAUUUGAACCAACCUAUAUAGAUGACGAAACCCAGAUAAAAUGCACAGCUACAUAUCCAAACAGCCAGAAUACACAAAAAAUCUACAACUUAAGCAUUAAGUGUAAGUAG